Messenger RNA from Prunus armeniaca (apricot), 1452 nucleotides. The record is from the annotation of a GenBank genome assembly. Lineage: Eukaryota; Viridiplantae; Streptophyta; Magnoliopsida; Rosales; Rosaceae.
AUGAAAGCUGCCAAUUCUUCUCCAAAUUCAAAAACCAUUCUUCCUGAAAAUGAAAAACAAGAAGCGGUACAAGAACCUCCAAUGUUUAGCACCACCAAGAUCAAAAGCAAAACACUAUCAUUCAUCCCUUUAGUUUUCCUAAUUUACUUUCAAGUCUCUGGUGGCCCUUAUGGCACAGAGUCCAUUGUUGGCUCUGGGGGGCCUUUCUUUGCCAUCCUUGGUUUUCUACUCUUCCCAGUCAUUUGGAGCAUCCCCGAGGCCCUUGUCACUGCUGAGCUGGCCACCGCCUUUCCCGGCAAUGGUGGCUUUGUCAUAUGGACUCACCAAGCCUUCGGUCCCUUCUGGGGCUUCCUUGUUGGUUUCUGGAAGUUUCUUAGUGCUGUCAUAAACUUGUCUUCCUACCCAGUUCUCUGUAUAGACUACAUUGAUCCAAUACUGCCAGCUUCCUUCUCACACUUGCCUCACUAUUUACUUAUCUCUGUUUCAACCAUGUUGCUCUCUGUUCUCAACUUCAUUGGUUUGCCUACUGUAGGCUAUGCUGCAAUAUCUUUGGGGGUUUUGUCAUACUUGCCAUUCUUAGUAAUUUCUGUUUUUGCAAUUCCCCAGAUUGAUCCUAGCAAUUGGGCUGUUUUAGGCCAGAAGGGUAGGAAAAAAGAAUGGCCAUUGUUCUUCAAUUCCCUGUUUUGGAACUUGAAUUGUUGGGACAAUGUAAGUACUUUAGUUGUAGAGGGUGUUAAGAAACCCUCCAAGACAUUACCAAAAGCAUUUCUCUCAGCUGGGUUGUUGACUUGCUUGACUUCUUUGAUACCUAUGCUAGCUGCAACUGGGGCUAUGUCCCUUGACCUAGAUGACUGGGUUGAUGGGUUUUACACAGUUGUUGCAGAAAAAAUUGUGGGGAAAAGGUUCAAAAAAUGGGUUAGGAUGGGAGCCUUUUUAUCUGGCAUUGGUGUGUAUCAGUCCCAGUUGAGCAGCUGUUCAUACCAGCUUUCUGGCAUGGCUGAAUUAGGAUUGUUACCGAAACUUUUCGGUGUGCGGUCCAAACGGUUCAAUACACCCUGGUUGGGAAUUAUGAUCCCAACAGUGAUAUCAGUCCUGGUUUCUUACAUGAAUUUCAGGCAUGUCACAUCCUUGGUGAAUGUUUUAAACAGUCUGAGCAUGCUAGUCGAAUUGUCGGCUUUUAUUUGGUUGAGGUUGAAGUUUCCAGGUGUGGAGAGGCCCUUUAAAAUUCCAAUUACCAAGCUGAGGUGGUUGAUAGCAGCGUUGUUCAUUCCGUUUGGGUUUUUGGUGUACGUAAUUUGUGUUGGCACAAAAAUUGUAUACUUGGUGAUUACUGUGCUGACUGCGGUUGGGAUCAUUUGGUACUUCUGCAUGAAGAUUUUUCAAGCUGCAAUGUGGCUUGACUUCAACCAUGUUGUGAAAAAGCUAGCAGAUUAUGAAGACUUUGGGGGGUAA